CAGAGGUCAAUGUAACUGCUGUAACUGUGACUUCGGCAUUUCCAUUAUAAUUUUGUAAAUAAACAAAUAACAAUUGCAUGCUUUUAUAGCAUUCACACUAAAUUUUUGUUUUAUUUCAGUACAAUAAAUUACCGAAUUCAUCCAAUUAUGAUAACCUCCAAAGUUUUUGUAAAGAAAACUAAAAGAGGAUCGGUUGUAAAAGGUAUUCGAGAACAUUAUCUCCGUGAUGACAUUUUAUGUGGUUCAGCUUUAUGUUCUGAAUGUUCUCAGAAAAAUGCAUGUUUGGAAGCUGAGCCAUUAAGCAUCAGUGAUUUAUGCUCAGACCCUCAUUAUAUUAUACCUGACACUAAUGUUGUCAUGCAUCAGAUUGAUGUUCUAACUGAAACUGUUUUUAAAAAUGUUAUUAUUUUACAAACUGUUUUGGAAGAAAUUAGACAUCGGCACUCACCUGCUUACAAUAGAAUUAGAGAAGUCAUAUCUAAUGCUGAUCGACAUUUUUAUGCUUUUACAAAUGAGCACCAUAGAGAUACUUACACUGAAAGAAAACCUGGUGAAACACCUAAUGACCGAAAUGACAGAUCAAUACGGUUAGCUGCAAAAUGGUAUCAGGAUCAUUUAAAACCUUCAGAUGCCAACCUUAAAGUCAUCCUACUGACUAAUGAUAAAGAAAACUCAAUAAAAGCGGAAAAAGAUGGCAUAUUAGUGUAUACUUUUUCAGAAUAUGUGAAAAGCAUGAAAGAAUAUCCUUCACUAGUGGACAAAUUGGCACAGAUAAAUAUGCAUUCAAAUCAUUCAGGGCCAGAAUUUCGAACUGGUAAGAAAGCUUACAUUUAUCCUGAGCAUUGGAAGUUAUCACAAAUUCAAGAUAGUUUAAAAUCUGGAACAGUUGUGCAGGGAAAAUUCCAAGCCAGUAGGGAAAAUUAUCUUGAAGGAUAUGUUUUUGUUGGUGGUGAUGAUGAUUCAGAUGGAAAAUCGAUUUUUAUACAGAGUCUAAAGCACUUGAACCGAGUCGUUCAUGGUGAUGUGGUCGCUGUCCAAAUUCUUCCUGAAGAUCAGUGGACUUGCCCAUCAUCUCUUGUAUUAGAGGACAAAACAAAAAGUCCAGAUAUUGAAAAAGAUCCUGAGGAAGAAAAGAUCUUGAAGAAGAAAAAAUCUAGCCUUAAAAUUAUGUCUGGUGCUAUUAUUGGAAUUAUCAAACGAAACUGGAGACCUUAUUGUGGAAUACUUCAGCCUCCUUCUAUAAAACAAACCACACAUUAUCUUUUUGUUCCUUCGGAGCGAAGGAUACCAAAAAUUCGAAUUGAAACUCGCCAAGGCGAAAAACUUUUGUCAAAAAGAAUCAUAGUUUCUAUUGAUGGCUGGCCAAGAGAUUCAAGAUAUCCCCAAGGGCAUUUUGUUCAAUGUCUUGGUGAUCUUGGAGAAAAAGACACUGAAAAUCAAGUACUUCUUUUGGAGCAUGACAUUCCUCACCAACCAUUCUCAAAAGCAGUACUUGAUUGCUUACCAAAAUUACCCUGGAUCAUAACAGAUGCUGAUGUUGCAGUUCGAAGAGAUCUCCGAGAUAUAACCAUUUGCAGUGUUGAUCCACCUGGAUGCACUGACAUUGAUGAUGCCCUGCACUGCAGGCAACUUGAAAAUGGUAAUUUUGAGGUGGGUGUACAUAUAGCUGAUGUUUCUCAUUUUAUUAGACCAGGAACAGCUAUUGAUAACGAGGCAGCAAUGAGAGGAACAACUGUUUACUUAGUUGAUAAGAGAAUUGAUAUGGUUCCUGAGCUAUUGAGUUCGAAUUUAUGUUCUUUAAGAGGCAACGAAGAGAGGUUUGCCUUUACUGUGAUUUGGGAAAUGACACCAGAGGCUAAAAUACUUCGAACUACAUUUUUCAAAUCUAUUAUCAAGUCAAAGGCUGCACUUACCUAUGCUGAAGCCCAAAUGCGAAUUGAUGACCAGUCUUUAAAUGAUGAUCUCACAUUAAGUCUGAGGGGAUUGAAUCGCCUGGCUAAAAUUCUUAAAAAGCAAAGAAUUGACAAUGGAGCCUUAUCCCUUGCAUCCACUGAAGUCAGAUUUGCAAUGGACACUGAAACUCACGAUCCCAUAGAUGUUGAGAAGAAAGAGUUAAAGGAAACAAACUCAAUGGUUGAAGAAUUUAUGUUAUUAGCAAACAUAUCUACAGCGAAAAGAAUACUUGAAGAGUUCCCAGAUUGUGCUCUUCUAAGGAGGCAUCCCGCACCCGCUCUAGCUAAUUUUGAACCACUCAUCCGUGCUGGCCAAUCAAAAGGUUUUGAUAUCAAAGUUGAUUGUGCCAAGGAUCUGGCUGUGUCCUUAGAUACUGCCUCUGUAUCAGAUAAUCCUUAUUUUAAUGUGAUGUUGCGAAUGGUAGCCACACGAUGUAUGGCACAGGCAUUGUAUUUUAGUAGUGGAGUUCUACCUCAGUCUGAGUACUUCCAUUAUGGUCUGGCUGUUCAAAUCUAUACUCAUUUUACUUCUCCUAUAAGAAGAUACUCUGAUGUGAUUGUCCAUCGUCUACUUGCUGUAGCAAUUGGAGCUGAUGUAACCUAUCCAGAUCUUGUUGACAAAAAGAAAACACAGGAGCUAUGUAAUAACUUAAAUUAUCGUCAUAAGCAAGCCCAGUAUUGUGGUAGAUCAUCAGUAAAUCUCUAUACGCAUAUCUUUUUCAAAGACAAAACUGUUGAAGAGGAAGGUUACAUUUUAUUUAUUCGAGAAAAUGCUUUGCAAAUACUUCUACCUCGUUUUGGACUUGAAUGUACACUGUAUUUAAGUUCAACAAAUAAAUCAGAUGAUGAAGUUGUUUUUGAAUAUGAUGAAAACGCACCCUCACAAACUGCUGUUGGAGUUUCUCUCAGACAAUUUGAUCCUGUGACUGUCCAACUUCACAUUGACAGAACUAACGUUCAGCAUCAAAAGACCAUUCUAAAACUUGUAAAGCCUCAUAUUCCUGGUUUUAGCGUGCCUCCUUUAACAAGUGAACCCCCUUCCAAGAAGAAAAAAACGGUGUAAAAUAUUUUUAAAAUAAAAUAAACAUAUUUUUAAUAAAAA
Parasteatoda tepidariorum (common house spider) is the source of this 3054-nucleotide messenger RNA. RefSeq names its product exosome complex exonuclease RRP44-like protein Dis3 (gene Dis3). Lineage: Eukaryota; Metazoa; Arthropoda; Arachnida; Araneae; Theridiidae. Gene Ontology annotation, biological process: rRNA catabolic process; nuclear mRNA surveillance of mRNA 3'-end processing. Gene Ontology annotation, cellular component: cytoplasmic exosome (RNase complex); nuclear exosome (RNase complex). Gene Ontology annotation, molecular function: 3'-5'-RNA exonuclease activity; RNA binding; endonuclease activity. The record is from RefSeq and is a predicted model, not a curated record.